Molecule: messenger RNA, 2937 nt
Organism: Harmonia axyridis
Lineage: Eukaryota; Metazoa; Arthropoda; Insecta; Coleoptera; Coccinellidae
Product: alpha-glucosidase-like
Exons: 6
Coding region: 149-2680 (843 amino acids)
Biological process (GO): carbohydrate metabolic process; N-glycan processing
Molecular function (GO): alpha-glucosidase activity
Source: RefSeq, a predicted model, not a curated record
AAUUCGAUAAGAUAUCCAGUGUCAUUUUGCGAUUAGAAACGAUUUUAUCAAUCACAAAACCCUAAAAAUCGACAGAAUAAUAAUCUAAAAAUAGGUGUUGCUAAAGAAUUGUGAAAAUUAUGUGAAAUUGUCGAAAAAAAUUGGAACGAUGCCGUCAGAUAUAGGACUCAGUCGUGACUAUAGCGGUUUUGAUGGCAAUGAGAACACCAAGAAAUCCUUCGGGUUAUCAGCGGUCCUAAACAAGAGAACCUUAGUGAUAAUAUUAUUUCUUUGCAUAUCUGUCAUCAUUCCCAUACUGCUAUACCUGGAUAUCUUCGAUGAAGGAAAGCUACCAGCAAAAAUCCGUGGUGUAUGUUUGGUAGAUAACAAUUACAGAAUACCCUGUGGAAAAACGAACAUAAGCGAGAAAAUUUGCAGCGACAUAUAUUGUUGUUUUGAAAAAAAGACCAAUUCCUGUUAUCAUAAUGAACCUUCGAGUUAUUUUUACUACCAAAAGGACCAAAAAAAUUACGUAUCUAGUCAAAAGCUCACUCCUCUUGGUCUUCCUAGUACAAACUAUGUCCAAAUGAGCUACACUGAAUAUAAAGAAAGUUUGAGUAUCGUUCUUAGUGGUACAAGAAGUUUAUUCAAGAGCCAGAAGUCUUCCUUCAACAACUUCGACGUCCUCAACAACGAAAACAACAAACUAUCGUCAACGGUGUACAGAAAGAACACUACAGAGAUGCUACUUACAACCCUAAAAGGUCCACUGAUCAUCAAUAAGGACUAUCUUGAAUGGACCAUACAAUUAACAAAUGGCAGUGGUGUUCUAUUCGGUUUGGGUGGGUUGAAAAUCGAUUCAACAGAUAAUUCAACAAUUACCAAAAUCAUCUACAAGAAUAAAGACGAUCACAACACUUUACCAAUGUUCAUGGCUUAUAAUAAAGGAAAAUACCAUGCUGUUAUUGUUCAACAUGAAGGUGCUUUAGAAGUGACUGUAUUACCAUCGUAUCUUGUCUGUUUAAGAACAUUAUACACUAAUAAAAUUGAGAUACAAGUGAUAGAUGGUCCAUAUCCUAAAGAUAUUUACGAUAAAAUAAGGAGACAACAGCAACCUCAAAGUUUGUUUGACGAAUGGAUUUUUGGUGUUCAUAUCUGCAGAGAACAACCUGUAAAAAAUGUAGACGCAAUUGUUGAGUCUUACAAUUCUUUUGUGUCCCAAAAAAAAGAUUACCCUGAAUUCACUUACGAAAGCGAAUGUAUCCAUGAUGAUCUACUUCUUCAUUUGAUAGCAGAAAACUAUACUGACGGCAAGACAACAAAGCUUAUAAAAAGUCUUGGCAUAUCAGAAAACUUCGUUUUAUCUUAUCCUCCACAGAUUCCCAUCUACAGCAACUUAUUCCAAAAAUUCAAGAACUCCAGUGUAUUCUUCAAGAACAGCACAGAUGGAACUUUACAUGUUGGGAAGUAUAGAGACUUCGAUGUGGUUUACCCUAUCUAUAAUCACAUUGAUAUUCAAGAAUUGGUUCAGGAAGUACUGGGGUUGUUUCAAGGUGUGAAUAUAACAGGAUUAACAUUCACUAAUAGCUGGCCCCAAGACGAUACGUAUCUUAUGAAGAACUCGACAGACCUAUUUGUGGAUAAAAAUAUUCAAGAUACCUUCUCAUUCACCAUUCCCUGGAACCUCACAGAAACAAAUGACAUUCACGCAAGAUUUCACAACAACUACGGACCAACUUUUGCAUCAGUUGUGGAGAAGAAUAUUGCUACAAAAUUCACAUUAUCUCCAGUCUCACACUAUAACUCAAACCGACCUCUCAUAACCCAAAACCUUAACACUUCUUGGACGAAUUUGAAGACAUCUUUGCGUACCACUCUCUUCAAUAGUGUAUUUGGACGAAAUUUUUUGGCAGUACCAGUUUGUGGUUCUAACAUAUACGAUCAGAUACAUCAAGAAGACUUGUGUUUGAGAUGGUACCUUAUGGCGGCAACAAUGCCUCUUGUUAGGGUGUCAUCCACAUGUCUUCAGAGGACUCCGGUCAGCCUGUAUACGAAAUAUACCAACCAAAAAGUCAUAAGUGUUCUUGAUACCAGAAGGUCUUUAGUGCCAUACUACAGAGGGGUAAUAAAUGAAGGCUCUCCCCUUGUUAGAUCAAUGUUUUUCAAUUUUCCAAAAGACGAGAAGGUUCACAAACUUGAUGAGCAGUACAUGGUAGGUGACGCUCUAUUGGUGGCUCAGCCCAUGUCUCCAGAUAUUGCGAUUAUGAAUAUUUAUCUACCGCCAAAAGUGACUUGGUAUGAGUUUUGGGGUGGAGAAAUCUAUAACACCACGAAAGAUGAAGAAUGGAUUAAAUUUCCAAUUGUUAAAACCGACUGGAUAAGUUUCAUAUUGGCAGGACAUAUUAUCCCACAAGUUAAGAAAACUACGAAUGGUCCAGAAAUCACACUUAGAAUUGCAAUGAAAUGUGGUGACAGUUGUAAAGCUACAGGAACUUUGAUGCUUGAGCAGCUUGGUGACGUGGUAAUUAAUUUUUCAGCUUCAGGGGAAAAUAUAACAGUGACACCCUCGACUGUUCAAGAAAAAAAAGUGAAAGACAUGAUAAAAACCAUUUGUAUGUUCAAUUCCACUUUAAGUUCUUGUGAAAUUCCUGUAGAUAAAUAUAUAAUUCAAGAAUACCAUGGGUCACCUUUUUUUCAAUAAUUAUUAUGAGUUGUGUUGAUGGUUCUCGAAUAAAAUAAGUGCAAACAAACUCAACUUAUAAUUGGAAUUAAUUUCAUAAUAUUUGGUGAACAUAUAUAAAUGUUUAUGUAGUCAUAAAUAAUCAAAAAAGUUAUAUUUAUAGUUCUCCCCACACUUUGGUGUUGAGGUCGAAAAUCACUAGCUUUCCUAAACUUGCUCCCAACGUGGGCUCAUUGUCAUUGAAUGUUAAUUGAGUUGGGGUAUAAAGGCCUUUUAAA